AACAGAAACAGGGCCGAGUCUUGUUCCUUGUCUUUCCUCCGGAGUUUCUCGCUCAGUUGCAACAUUUCACGCGGCGAUAAGGCGCAGAGCUGAGGGAAGAGACGGACAGGCUUUUAGCGCUUUAAUAUUGAAUUAUGAAAAUGGGCUCAAAUCGCUGCUUUCGGCCGACGUUAUUGAGUUGUCUCCUGAUCUGCGUCACUUUGUGGAGCAACCUGAGCGCCGGGGUGUUUGCCAAAUCAUACCGGAGACCAAACAUUGUUCUGAUCCUCACCGACGACUUGGACAUCGCUAUCGGGGGUCUGAGUCCACUUAACAAGACGAAAAAACUAAUUGGAGAUGCAGGGAUAACGUUCACAAAUGCAUUUGUUGCCAGCCCGCUGUGCUGCCCCAGCCGGGCCAGUAUCCUGACGGGGAAAUACCCGCACAACCACCACGUCAUCAACAACACCUUAGAGGGAAACUGCAGCAGCAAAGCCUGGCAGAAGAGCGAGGAGGCCAACACCUUCCCCGCCCUACUGAAAGCCUCCGCAGGCUACCAGACCUUCUUCGCAGGGAAAUACCUCAACCAGUAUGGGCACUCGGAGGCCGGUGGAGUGGAGCAUGUUCCUCCAGGCUGGAGCUACUGGAUCGGACUGGAGAAGAACUCUAAAUAUUACAACUACACGCUGUCGGUGAACGGGAAGGCUCAGAAACAUGGAGCAGACUACAGUAAAGAUUACCUGACAGACGUACUGGCCAACAUGUCCCUGGACUUCCUCCAGUAUAAAUCCAGCUUCUCGCCGUUCUUCAUGAUGGUGUCCACGCCGGCCCCCCACUCCCCCUGGACCGCAGCCCCUCAGUACCAGGACAGCUUCAACAGCACCAAGGCUCCCAGAGACCCCAACUUCAACGUCCACGGGAAGGACAAACACUGGUUGAUCAGACAGGCGAAAACCCCCAUGUCCAACUCGUCUGUUCAGUUUCUGGACGACGCCUUCAGGAAACGGUGGCAAACUCUGCUGUCGGUGGACGACCUGGUGGAGAAGAUAGUGAAGAGGUUGGAGGUCAGAGGUGAACUGGACAACACCUACAUCUUCUUCACCUCUGACAACGGCUACCACACCGGUCAGUUCUCUCUUCCUCUGGAUAAGAGGCAGCUCUACGAGUUUGACAUCAGGGUCCCUCUCAUGGUCCGAGGACCAAACAUCAAGCCCAACCAGACCAGCCAGAUGCUGGUGGCGAACGUCGACCUCGGUCCGACCAUCCUGGACAUCGCCGGCUACGACGUCAACAAGACGCAGAUGGACGGCAUGUCCUUCCUGCCCGUCAUGGAGGGGAGGAUGAACAGCAGCAGCUGGAGGACAGACAUCCUGGUGGAGUAUGAAGGAGAAGGCAGCAACGUGACCGACCCCGCCUGUCCUCUGCUGGGACCCGGAGUGUCGGAGUGUUUCCCAGACUGUGUGUGCGAGGACUCGUACAACAACACCUACGCCUGCGUGCGAACCGUCGCCCCCUCUGCCAACCUGCAGUACUGCGAGUUUGACGACAACCAGGUGUUUGUAGAAGUCUACAACGUGACCGCCGACCCCUACCAGCUGACCAACAUCGCAGGCUCCAUCGGCCAGGACUUUCUGGAGAAGAUGAACCACCGGCUGAUGAUGCUGCAGUCCUGCUCGGGGCAGUCAUGUCGGACACCCGGCGUCUACGAUCCAAGGUAUAAAUUUGACCCCCGACAGAUGUUCACCGGCCACAGCUGGCGGCUCAGCAGACUCCGACAGACGAUGAAAUAAGAACAGACGGAGGAAGAAGGGCUGUGUCGUGCGUCUGUAUUCAGCCUUUCCUGCUGUUGCUGCCUGUUUGUUUUCAGGCCUCCUGAGCCAGUCGCUUCCACACACGGAUCGAGAAGGGAUCAGGUGGGGUCAUAUUUUUUGGGUGGUGGGUUGCCAUGGAGACAGGAGGCCUUUCUGGGUGCAGGACCUACCUUUUUUUUUUUUUUUUUUUAAAGCUUUCAGUGUGGGCUGCUGUUUAGUGAGUUUGUCAGUAGGUGUCGCAGCAAAGCCAAAUUAUUAAGGAUGGAUUUACUUUUUAUAAAAUGUCUGUUUUCUCUGUAACACUUUAUUUUACAGGUUCUGGAUUUUACAGAUAAGUUCGUGGAAACUUUCCUCACAAUUUCCUUAAAAAAAAAAAAAAUACAGCUGUGAAUUGCAAUGUUUCCAAGAACAUCUGGCACAAUUUGAUACUAAUUAUAAAGGGAAAUGGAAAAAGUGUUGUUUGCUACAGUUGUUCAGUACCUGCUUGAUGUAUUCAAGUUUUUAGGAAAAGAAGAAGAAAUUAUGUAGCAGGUGAGAAAUAGUUCAACAAGAUAAUCAGAUAGAAAAUGUACCAAACUGAGUCACUUUAUUUUGCACAUCUGGUCUGUGGAAAUGACGUUUCUAAGUAGAACUAAUGAGUUUGUUUCUGGAGCGUAUUUUAUUUGUUGAUCAUUGUCAGUUUAAAAACACAAAACUAAGGCAUUUCCAGUGCAGCUGAAAACCAAUAAUUCAACCAAUAUGCAGCAUAAACGUCAGUUACAUGAAUAUGUACAGAUUAGCAUAAUUAUUAGCAUUAUCUGUAACAUAUGGCAGCUCAAAGCCAGGAACAAUCUGACACUAUAAAACUCUGAUGGAUAUUUACGUCUGUUUAUUAUUUAUUUUUUAUUUAACUACCACAUUAUUUCCUAGUUUGUGUUUCUUUCUUAAAAACUUGACCAUAACGAGCAGGUGCCUAAUUAUCAGUAGCAACUUACACUUUCUCUAUUUCCCUUAUAAUUAAUACCAACUUGACAGCUAUAAAAACCAGCUCAUUUUUAUGAAAUCCUGAGGAAAGUUUCCUGUAAAAUAAGGGAUCAAUAAAAUAAAGGGUUAGCAGAAAAUCAUGUCAGUGAUCCAAACAGUGUUUUUCAUUUACUUGUGUAAACACAGGCCGUCUGGUUCCUUUUUGGUGCAUUCAUUUGGUCCUUAAGAGCUUGUAGGUUUACCACCAAGAAGCUGUACACAGAUGUUUGGGAAAGACGUAUUUCUAGAGGUUAUUUCAAUUAAUUGAUGAAGCAGUUUUUCUUCCCUUUCUUCAAUUAAUAAUUAAGCCUAGAAAAUUAAAUAUAAUGAAAAUAUGGUGAAAAAAAUACUCCAAAGUUUGUAAAUUGGCAAAAACAGAAGAGAAAGAGAAAAAUCUCAAAUCUAAAAAGCUCAUUUUUAUUACAAUAAAUCAAAAUUAGCGAUUAAUUAGCUGUUGAUUAACUCUCCACUCAACAUCAGCUAACGAUCUGCCAGGUUACUGGUAAAUAAAUACAGUAUAUACGACACUUCUGACCUUUAUUUGUCUGUGAUAACGUACGUAACUGAUUUUACCAGCUGAUCAAGAACAUCAGAGACGUUUAAUUGAUCAUUUCAAACUUCACAAGUUGAUGACGACCAAUCGAAUGCAGCAAAAACAAUCCUGUGUGAGACAGUAAAGGUUCGGUCACAUCACUCUUCUGUUCUGUUAAACAGCCCCGAAAAAUUGUUAGAAAUAAAUACUGAUCAGAGUGACACAUCCCUCUGUUGACUGGUAAAAUGAUAAAAUAAUAACUUUACUUUGUUUCUGUUGGAACAUCCGCUCAGUUAAAGUCAAAUACAGGUGAAUUCUCACCUGUGAGUCGGAGCUGGACAUCACAGCCAAACAGGAAACACCUGAAUUCAUCUGUUGUGCAGGUUUCAAUAGAUAUGAACGGGAACAAAUACUCACAUGAUGGAAGAGUAACGUGACUGUACCUGGAGUAAAUGGAGAGAAAAAAAAAAAAAGAGCGCCAC
Seriola dumerili (greater amberjack) is the source of this 3806-nucleotide messenger RNA. RefSeq names its product glucosamine (N-acetyl)-6-sulfatase (gene gnsa). NCBI's taxonomy places the organism in Eukaryota, Metazoa, Chordata, Actinopteri, Carangiformes, Carangidae. The record is from RefSeq and is a predicted model, not a curated record. Gene Ontology annotation, molecular function: glycosaminoglycan binding; N-acetylglucosamine-6-sulfatase activity. Gene Ontology annotation, biological process: glycosaminoglycan metabolic process. The transcript has 14 exons. The coding region runs from base 135 to 1769 and encodes 544 amino acids.